AUGCCCUCUCCCGACGAAUACCGCAUCCUCGUGUCCGCCGGCACUGACUACGACCCGGCCACCCACGUGCCCGUGCGCGUCAACUCUGCAACGCCGCUGCACCUGCAAGGCCCUGGCGGUGAUGUCUGGCUGAAUGUGCGCGUCAAGAACUACCGCGGGCCCGAGCGGCACCCCGAGGUGGGCGAGGUGCCCGACCCGGUGACGUCGCCGUACUUUGAACGGGAGCCGCACAAGACGAACGAUGACACGUACGGGAUCGGCGUGUGGUUUGUUCCUCGCGCGCCGGCCGGCAAAGACGGCGAGGACGGCGAGGACGGCGAGGACAGCGGCGACAGCAGCGUCGCAGGCAUCAGUGGCACCGACCUCCAAUGGGGCAACGACUUCGACGAGCCGCUCCGGGACCGCCUGCCGCCCGGGUUCGGCGCGGCCUUGCGCAUCGUCAAGUGGUGGAUCGAUCCCGGACUGGAGGGCGAUCCGUAUGCGGACAAGCCGUACCUGUACGGGCCAGCCCUGAGUUCGUUUAACCAGGUGUAUGCUGCUCUGGGUGACGUGCCUUUUGACGAAGACGACACGCACGAGACAGAUGAGCAAAACGAGGAAGUCGAGGACGAUGAGGAGGAAAAGAAUAAGAGCGCCCGCAGUAACGAAAAGAAAAUCGAGCAAAGCGAGGAUAAAAACAAGAGCGAGCGAAGCGAGGACCAAAAAGAAAACGGGCGAAGCAAAGACACAACGGACCACACACAGCCGCCGGUCGACGCCGACUGCGGUCUAUGGUUCGGCGAGGGCGGCGACGCCGGCGGACGGGCCUGGCGCGCGUCGAUUGGCGCGCCGGGCGACGGCACGGGCGACGGCAAGGUCCGCAUGAAGUGGGCGCUGGGCGCCGACGCCAAGGCCACGUGGAGGUGGCAGUACGGCCAGGGCUACGGCCUCGACUUCUACAACGGCUACCUGGACUUUGCGGACCUCACGCUGCGGCUGCCCGGGUUCCACCUGCCGCUGCUGCGGUACUAUGCGAGCGACAAGGCAGAGAAGACGUGCCUGCGGUAUGUGCUGCGGCACCGAGGCACGGGGCAGGUGUACUUGGUGGUGGUGUUCCGGCUGGUGCGGUCCACCAACAAGGACGGCGGCGAGGACGACGAGGAGACGGACACGGGUGACGUCGAGGAGGAGCCCGCCGACGUCGACGAAGACAUGAUUAUCGACGAGGCACGGCGGAAGCUGUCGGCGCAGGACAUCAGCGCGGACGAUGUGGACUGA
Sporothrix schenckii 1099-18 is the source of this 1257-nucleotide messenger RNA. RefSeq lists its product as uncharacterized. NCBI's taxonomy places the organism in Eukaryota, Fungi, Ascomycota, Sordariomycetes, Ophiostomatales, Ophiostomataceae. The transcript has a single exon. The record is from RefSeq and is a predicted model, not a curated record. Bases 1 to 1257 code for a protein of 418 amino acids.